Molecule: messenger RNA, 1043 nt
Organism: Sorex fumeus (smoky shrew)
Lineage: Eukaryota; Metazoa; Chordata; Mammalia; Eulipotyphla; Soricidae
Gene: CETN2
Product: centrin 2
Exons: 5
Coding region: 75-593 (172 amino acids)
Biological process (GO): centriole replication; mitotic cell cycle; nucleotide-excision repair
Cellular component (GO): centrosome; centriole
Molecular function (GO): calcium ion binding
Source: RefSeq, a predicted model, not a curated record
GGCUGAGGGGCGGGACGGUGCUGAGUCCGAGUGGACGUCGUUGCCGUGACAACGGGCGGCGCCGUCCGGUAGCGAUGGCCUCAAGUGUAAAGAAGGCGAGCAUGGCGUCUUCUGCGCAGAGGAAGAGGGUGAGUCCGAAGCCAGAGCUCACGGAGGAGCAGAUCCAGGAGGUCCGUGAAGCCUUUGAUCUCUUCGAUGCCGACGGAACCGGCACCAUAGAUGUCAAGGAGCUCAAGGUGGCAAUGCGGGCCCUUGGCUUUGAACCCAAGAAAGAAGAGAUCAAGAAAAUGAUAAGCGAAAUCGAUAAGGAAGGGACUGGCAAGAUGAACUUUAGUGACUUUUUGACUGUCAUGACUCAGAAAAUGUCUGAGAAAGAUACCAGAGAGGAAAUCCUGAAAGCGUUCAAGCUCUUCGACGAUGAUGAAACUGGGAAGAUCUCGUUCAAAAAUCUCAAACGCGUGGCCGAGGAGUUGGGCGAGAACCUCCCUGACGAGGAGCUGCAGGAAAUGAUUGAUGAAGCCGAUCGAGAUGGAGAUGGAGAGGUGAGUGAGCAGGAGUUUCUGCGCAUCAUGAAGAAGACCAGCCUUUACUGAGACCAGUCUGUCCGUCUCCACUGCAAGCACACACACCUCUAGCUUCGAACCUGCCCUGCGUGAAACGCUCCACAACACAAACUCACCUCUGACCUUCCCAGCUAACUGGAGCCGCUGCGGAACGUUUGCUUAGCUCGUUCUCUGUCAGAGGCUCUGACCACUUCAGUUGUCUAAGGCACAUUAGGGGAGAGCACAGUAGAGAGGAGGAAAGGGCCUCAGAGCUUGUACUUCCCUGCCGGUCUUGCCCCCCUCCUCCAUGCAUUCCACUUGUGGCCAGCCACAGAAGGGUUUUGGGACAAGCACAUGUGCCCACAUGCCCCAGGCAGGGCUGUCUCUGAUGGAUCCCGUUUGAUUGACACCUGAGCUUUCUCUUUUCUAAAACUCUCACUUGCAUUUGGAUGUGUAUUUGUGCUAUUUUGUUAUGUCUUAAAAUAAAUUCCUUAUUUUGAG